AAACAGUGGUAUGCCCUUAUCCACUGACCGCUAUAUCGUCGAAAAUGACUGUGGUUCUAAAAAUUUUGAAAAGGUUCCUAUCUCUCAUAAGAACGAUUCUUAUGACGUAGAUAUGCAUUUGAAACAUUUCAUCGUUCCAGAUACUGUUCAUUUUAUUUUUGGCUUACGAGAGGACUUUGAUGGAAAACCUUAUAGCCUUGUUCAAUUUCUUUCUGUCUUAAGCGUCAAACUGCGCUUAAAUCCGACAAAUAUGAUUUUACACUAUGCAUUCGAACCUUCUGGUAUCUGGUGGAAUGCUACAAAAGAACUGGUUACUUUGAGAAAAGUCAUAGUAUGUGGAAAAUAUAUGAAAAGUGCUUUCACGGAUUCUCAUUCACGUUCUAUUAAUCAGGCACCUACUCAUGUAUGUGGAAGGCCCCUAUUUUCAGCUGCUCAUAGAGCGGAUUACCUUCGGUUGGAAAUACUUCAUCAAUUUGGAGGAAUCUACGUGGAUAUGGAUGUUCUCGUUCUGAAACCAUUUCAUUUUCUUCGACAAUACGACUUUUCCCUUGGUGAGGAGGGUGUCAAUGCUUCAGUGGGCUUAGGAAAUGCUGUGUUGAUUGCAAGGAAAGGAGCUCCAUUCGUGAAAAGAUGGAGAGCUGAAUACUGUCGACAUUAUGAUUCUUCGCAUUGGAAUCACUAUUCGGUAAUGCUCCCACAUCGCAUCUAUCGAACAUUUCCAGGCGAAGCUAAUGUUCUACCACAUCAUGCCUUUUAUAUGCCUCUAUGGGAUACAGUCGGUUUAAGCGAAUUGUAUUUCAAUACGAGUCAAGGAGACGAAACAGAGAAUCAUUUGGCUAUACAUUUAUGGAGUGAAAAGGUAGUCAUUUCACUCCCUUGUCCUAUGAUAUCUCUCCUUGUUCACAAGAAUUAUUUUAGGCCAAAAAUAUUCAAAGUCAAAUGUUUUUCGAUCACAUUUUUGUGAAAGGCAAAGGAAUGUUCCAUUA
Messenger RNA from Galdieria sulphuraria, 986 nucleotides. RefSeq names its product alpha 1,4-glycosyltransferase family protein. Lineage: Eukaryota; Rhodophyta; Bangiophyceae; Galdieriales; Galdieriaceae. The coding region runs from base 11 to 964 and encodes 317 amino acids. The record is from RefSeq and is a predicted model, not a curated record. The transcript has 5 exons.